Lynx canadensis (Canada lynx) is the source of this 723-nucleotide messenger RNA. RefSeq names its product keratin-associated protein 10-7-like. The transcript is spliced from 2 exons. NCBI's taxonomy places the organism in Eukaryota, Metazoa, Chordata, Mammalia, Carnivora, Felidae. Gene Ontology annotation, cellular component: keratin filament. The coding region runs from base 1 to 723 and encodes 240 amino acids. The record is from RefSeq and is a predicted model, not a curated record.
AUGGCCGCGUCCACCCUGUCCGUCUGCUCCAGCGACCUGAGCUAUGGCAGCCGCGUCUGCCUGCCCGGGGCCUCGGACUCCUGCCCCGACUCCUCCUGGCAGGUGGACGACUGCCCAGAGAGCUGCUGCGAGCCCCCGUGCUGCGCCCCGGCCCCCUGCCUGACCCUCCUGUGCGGCCCCUCCUCCCCCUGCCAGGGAGACUGCUGCACCCCUGCGUGCUGCAAGCCCGUCUGCUGCACCCCUGUGUGCUGCAAGCCCGUCUGCUGCACCCCUGUGUGCUGCAAGCCCAUCUGCUGCAGCGCUGUCUGCUGUGAGGACUCCCCCUGCACAACCUCUUCAUGCUGCCAGCCGUCCUGUUGCACCUCCUCCCCCUGCCAGCAAGACUGCUGCAAGCCCGUCUGCUGCACCCCUGUGCCCGUCUGCUGCACCCCUGUCUGCUGCAAGUCUGUCUGCUGCACCCCUGUGUGCUGCAAGCCCGUGUGCUGCACCCCUGUGUGCUGCGAGGACUCCCCCUGCUCAGGCCCCUCCUGCUGCCAGCCCAGCCCCUGCUGCAGACCCUCCUCCAGUGUAUCCCUGCUCUGCCGCCCCGUGUGCCCCCGCCCCGCCUGCUGCGCCCCUGCCUCCUCCUGCUGCCGCCCGGCCUCCUGCGUGUCCCUGCUCUGCCGCCCCGCGUGCCCCCGCCCUGCCUGCUGCGGCCCCGCCUCAGGCCAGUGCUGCUGCUGA